AUGACAGAUCAUAUUGAUGUCCCCGUGGUGAUAGUCGGAGGAGGAUCUUGUGGGCUUUCACUCUCCAUCUUUCUCUCCAACCAAGGUGUACAGCAUGUUCUUUUCGAACGCCAUCCAAGCACCUCGAUCCUUCCAAAAGCCCACAUCAUCAACCAAAGGACAAUGGAGAUAUUUCGGCAGCAUGGCAUCGCGGACGAAAUCAUCGCACAAGGUACACCACCGCGACAACUGAGCCAAGUGGUGUGGCAGACUUCCCUUGCAGGAGACGGCCCUCUGGAUCGCAAGGUGCUAGGGACCAUCCACACUUGGGGCUGCAAGCAGGGCACAGAGACGAAUGCCACAUAUCAACGAGAUGCGCCUCACCUGCCCACAAACCUCCCGCUGCUCCGCUCUGAACCCAUUCUCCGUGCGAUUGCAGAGAGUCACAACCCAGGUAAAGUGCUCUUUCAACACACGGUCACAGACUUCGAAGAACAGGAGGAUUGCGUCCUCGUCCACGUAUCCAAUAAAGAUGGGACACAGUAUACCUAUCGUACCACGUACCUGGUUGGAGCUGACGGUGGCAAAACGAUUGGCCCCAAGAUCGGAGUUGAGAUGCAAGGCCCCAAAGGUCUGCGAAAGAUUGUUUCGACGCACUUCAAGGCCGACCUUUCCGAAUACUGGGACGACCGAACCGGCAUCGCUCAUUUCUGCAACCCCUCUUUGGGUCUUGGGAUGCGAAGUGGGUCAAUGCUUCCUCUUGGACCAACAUGGGGAAGGUACUCGGAAGAAUGGCAAAUGCACUUCGCGAUCGGUGUUGAUGAUCCAGUGUUCCCGCGCGAGGAGGCAGUUUCCCGCAUUCGGCAGCUAUUGAAACUGCCUGAUCUCGAACUCGAGGUAUUGAGCCUUAGCAAUUGGGUCCUAGAAAGAGUCCUGGCAGACAAAUAUCGAGAGGGGCGUGUCUUUAUCGGCGGCGAUUCAGCACACCGGCACCCUCCGACCACGGGACUUGGGCUCAAUACGGCGGUGCAGGACGCUCAGAAUCUUGCGUGGAAGCUGGCAUAUGUGCUCCAGGGUAAGGCGUCACCCAAGCUGUUGGAUACCUAUGCAAUGGAACGGCAUCCCAUCGGGAAGAUCGUGUGUGAUUGGGCCUUUUUCACGUCUCAACGCCACCAUGUCAUAGCGAAAGCUAUUGGAAUCGAGGAAGGGAAGCCUGAGGCCAAUGAAGCGCAUUUCUUGAACAUGUUCAACGAGAACUCCGAGAUUGGGAAAGCCUCAUUGGCUUAUUUGCAAUAUGUUAUCGAUGGUCAAAAGGUGGAAUUUGCUGCCCAUGAAAUGGAUCUUGGUUUUGUCUAUCCACAGGGCUCGUUUGUGCCCGACGGCUCAGCACCUCCACCGCGCGAUCCUUUGCACCAGCUGUAUAUUCCUACCACACGGCCCGGUCACCGCCUCCCUCAUGCUUGGCUGGAUAGGCGCGGCGACAUGAUCUCUACCCAUGACCUUGUUGGUACUGGGGGCGCGUUUUUGCUGGUUACAAAUCGAGACGGCAGUGAGUGGAUCAGUGCCGCCCGAAAGGCGGCCAAAGCCCGAUCCAUCGAGCUUAGAGUCGCACAAAUCGUCGCACCUUUGGACAAACCAGCUACCGAAGAAUAUGUCGACCUCGAACUGCAGUGGGCUAGUGUGAAAGGCAUUGGCGCUGGAGGAGCGAUACUUGUCCGGCCCGAUAACAUCGUGGCUUGGAGAGCGACCGGGCCGGGCUCAAUGCAAGAUAUUGCUGAUGCUUUUGAUCAGAUUUGUGGACGAAAUGAUAAGGUCAUCAUCAACGGGUCGAAGUAAGGGAAAAGUUAGCGGCCAAGGGAG
Messenger RNA from Exophiala xenobiotica, 1839 nucleotides. RefSeq lists its product as uncharacterized. Gene Ontology annotation, molecular function: FAD binding. The record is from RefSeq and is a predicted model, not a curated record. The coding region runs from base 1 to 1815 and encodes 604 amino acids. NCBI's taxonomy places the organism in Eukaryota, Fungi, Ascomycota, Eurotiomycetes, Chaetothyriales, Herpotrichiellaceae. The transcript is spliced from 3 exons.